AUGAAUGUGUCAUCGCCAGACAGAAGGAAAACCGUGCGUGACCUGGCACUGGAGAUUGGUAUACGAGUUAUGCUCUUUGGAGUUUUUGUGUUUACUGAAUUUUUAGAGCCCUUCGAAAGAGUCAUCCAACCUGAGGAAUUGUGGCUCUACAAGAAUCCGCUUGUUGAGUCUGAUCACAUUCCCAAAAGGGUCAUGUUCGCAAUCUCAUUCCUUACUCCAUUGGCGGUGAUAUUUGUGGUGAAGAUAAUUCAGAGGACAGACAAGACGGAAAUCAAAGAAGCAUGUUUAGCAGUGUCACUAGCUCUUGCCCUGAAUGGAGUUUUCACCAACACUAUCAAGUUGAUUGUUGGAAGACCGAGGCCUGAUUACUUCCAGCGGUGCUUCCCAGAUGGACAAGUGAAUACAAAGAUGCAGUGCACUGGCGAACCACACAUAGUCUCAGAGGGGCGUAAGAGUUUUCCCAGCAGUCAUUCUUCUUUUGCAUUCUCUGGGCUUGGAUUCACUUCUUUCUACCUGGCGGGGAAACUGCAGUGCUUUACUGAUCAGGGCCGAGGUCGUAGCUGGCGUCUGUGUGCCAUGGUGCUGCCCCUCUACAGCGCAAUGAUGAUUGCUUUGUCCAGAACCUGUGACUACAAGCACCACUGGCAAGAUGCCUUUGUUGGAGGAGUGGUCGGACUAUUGUUUGCUUACAUCAGCUACCGCCAGUACUACCCCCCUUUUCUGCACUCGGACUGUCACCUUGCCUACGCCAGCCUGGCUGCCACCGCUCAUACAUCCUCGCAUCCUCAGGAGGAUCAGCGGCCAACUGACAAUGCCACUUCCCUACCCCUGGAGGCCUUGACUGAAGCACCACUAUGA
Molecule: messenger RNA, 858 nt
Organism: Nerophis lumbriciformis (worm pipefish)
Lineage: Eukaryota; Metazoa; Chordata; Actinopteri; Syngnathiformes; Syngnathidae
Source: RefSeq, a predicted model, not a curated record